Molecule: messenger RNA, 1423 nt
Organism: Elaeis guineensis (African oil palm)
Lineage: Eukaryota; Viridiplantae; Streptophyta; Magnoliopsida; Arecales; Arecaceae
Source: RefSeq, a predicted model, not a curated record
UCGUUCACCCUCCUCUUUCUCAUAUCAAAUUAUUCAGAAAAUUUUUAUCUUCAGAGCAUGGAUAGACGGGCAAGUGCUCAGGAUGGCAACGUAGUCACGAUGAAACGAUUCUCGGACUACUCAAAAUGGAUCAUGAUGAUGCUUAAUGGAAUAGUGGCGGCAUACUAUCCUGUCCGUGGAGACAUAACCGAACAUGCUAUUAGCUCCUACUUCUUGGUCUGUCGUAUACUUAUAUGCUCAACGUUCUUAGCUGAUCUCUCACUGAUGCUGCUGACUUCAUAUUUGCUACGGUUUGGACGAAUCAGUGAACGCCUUUACAUCGCCGCCAAGAUCCUAAUUAAUACCACCGGUGUUCUUAUGAUGCUAACUUCCGCCAGCCUUCUGCUUCUGCUGAAUCCAAGCUACGCCAUGGUCACAAUCCUUGUGCUUCCAGUCAUGGCGAUUGUCAUCAUCGUCUUUUACAAUGAAAUUAACACGGGCCAAGCCCGCGAGGUUCCUGAUUAUGAUGAAGAUCAACGAUCGGAGCUGAAGCAAUUCUUUGAUCUCUCCGCUUCAGUUACCAGUGCCGCUUUCGGAGGAAUGAUAGCUACUAUCUUCGGUUACUUCAAAAAUUUCCCUAAAGAUGUCGAUCAGGUUGAUGUUAAGUUCUCUGAGGCCUUCAUCUUCUUCACUGUCAUCUCCGGUCUGCUCGCCAUGCUGCUUACCACAUUACCACCUUCACUUCCUUAUCCCAAUGCUACAUCGCGCUACAUCACCUUCAUCAAAGUCCUCAAAUAUUCCUUGUUUGGUUUGCUAGUACUGAUAGUGCUAGCAGUUGCUGCUGAAUUUUUGGGCCAAGUCAUUUUUCUGGCUUUCUUACCGAUAUUCUUUGCAGUUGUGGUUUGGUUCAGAAAGGAAUUCAUCUUGCUGGGAGAUGGAACGAGUCACUUUCACAGUGCCACAGGUCAUGAAAGCGAGCCUGACACCUCCUUGAUCACCAUUACCACUUUCAUUUUUGCAGCAUUGAUGGCGGUUUACUCGGUGAACUUUGGCAGUGAAAGCGACGACCUCUACGUCAAGACCUGCAUGUUCUUCCUGUCCUUGGCUUUCAUGUCCAGCCUGAGUUGGAUGGCAUAUAGAUCUCCAAGAACACCAAGCCUGGCAAAGGCUGUGACGGUACUUACUUAUUCUACCAUUGUUUGGUCGGUAUUUGCUAUGCUGGGUCUCAUCUUCUUGGCAAUUCGAUCAGGCGACGGCAAGAGAGAAUAACUAACAUAUAAAUCUGAAAAAACAAUACAAGAAGUAGAGAAAGGAGGAAUGAGAUGGUCACGUACCAUAAUUCCACUGUGUGUAUAUGUGUGUGGUUUCAAUAAUUUUACUGCCCAACUUUUAUAUAUAUUGAGGUUGCUAGAAAAUCAACAUGGCUUGUGAACUCCAGCAGUUA